This is a messenger RNA of Polypterus senegalus (gray bichir), 1756 nucleotides long. RefSeq names its product N-acetylgalactosaminidase, alpha (gene naga). Gene Ontology annotation, cellular component: cytoplasm. Bases 203 to 1519 code for a protein of 438 amino acids. NCBI's taxonomy places the organism in Eukaryota, Metazoa, Chordata, Cladistia, Polypteriformes, Polypteridae. The transcript is spliced from 8 exons. Gene Ontology annotation, molecular function: alpha-galactosidase activity. The record is from RefSeq and is a predicted model, not a curated record. Gene Ontology annotation, biological process: glycosylceramide catabolic process; glycoside catabolic process; oligosaccharide metabolic process.
AAAGCGCGUGACUUGCGCAGCUCAGAUCGCGGUCAGUUCGCCUGCCUUUCGGAUUUGUUUUCUGUCGGAGUGCAGUGAGCGGUAAGUGCGGACGAGCAGCUGCCUGGACGGUAGUGCAACAGGUCGGCAUCUACGGGGAUUAACAGGGAGGAGGAGGACGUUUGAAGCCACAGUGGCACUAAGACAAGUCAGGUCCACAGACAUGGGUAUAUUAUCUGUUACUCUUCUGCUGACCUUUCCAGCCAUGAUUCUUGCUCUGGACAAUGGGCUAAUGCUGACCCCACCCAUGGGCUGGCUCGCUUGGGAGCGCUAUCGCUGCAACAUCGACUGCAGGACUGACCCUAAGAAUUGUAUCAGUGAGCGUCUGUUUCGAGACAUGGCAGACCGCCUCCUGGAAGAUGGCUGGAGAGAACUGGGCUAUGAGUAUGUCAACAUCGAUGACUGUUGGGCAGCAAAACAAAGGGAUGGACAAGGGAGGCUUGUUGCAGACCCAGAGCGCUUUCCCAGUGGCAUACCAGCUUUAGCUGACUAUGUUCAUGCUCGUGGGCUCAAGCUGGGUAUUUAUGGGGACCUGGGCACAUACACCUGUGGAGGUUAUCCAGGAACUACCUUGGAUUACAUUGAAACUGAUGCUUUAACUUUUGCCAGCUGGGGUGUGGACAUGUUAAAACUGGAUGGGUGUUAUUCAAAUGCCACUGAACAAGCAGAAGGAUAUCCUCUCAUGUCGAAGGCUCUUAAUGCUACGGGUCAUCCAAUUGCCUUUUCUUGCAGCUGGCCUGCCUAUCAGGGGGGGCUUCCUCCACAGAUUAACUACACUGUGUUAGGUGAUGUCUGUAACCUUUGGAGGAAUUAUGAUGACAUUGAGGACUCCUGGGGUAGCGUCUUGAGCAUUGUGGACUGGUUCUUCAACAACCAGGAUGUGCUACAGCCUGCCGCUGGGCCAGGAAAGUGGAAUGAUCCAGAUAUGUUAAUCAUAGGCAACUUUGGCCUCAGUCUGGAGGAAUCCAAGUCUCAGAUGGCUCUUUGGGCAAUUUUGGCAGCACCACUCUUCAUGUCCAAUGACUUGCGCACAUUAUCUGAUGAAGCACGGGCAAUUCUACAGAACAAGAUGCUGAUCUCAAUCGAUCAGGACCCCUUGGGCAUUCAGGGUCGCCGAGUCAUCAAGGAGAAGAGUAACAUCGAGGUGUAUUUGCGUCCACUAGCUAAAUCUGCCAGUGCUGUUGUCUUCUUCAGCCGUAGAACAGACAUGCCUUACCGGUACCAGACUUCGCUGAAGAAUCUGAACUACACCUCCGGUGUUUACAUGGCUCAUGAUGUUUUCACUGGCGAGAUGGUGCAAAACCUUAGUGAUGCCACAAAUUUUACCGUCACUAUAAACCCCUCGGGUGUGGUCAUGUGGUACGUCUAUCCUGUAAAACUGAGAACAUCUGUCCAAGACGUGGGCAGACGAGGAGGUGAUCUGAAUAUAUGGCCUGUAUUAAAGAAGCACGUCAAGUCGCCACAACCUUUUGAACUCUAAUUAUUGGCCCAUUUCUGGUGAAAGCCAGCGGCACUGUCGAGUGUGACCAUGCUAGGCAGGGCGCGGUACUUCUGCCAUCUUCUAAUUUGCACUACUGAUGAUUUUUAAAUGAUCAAAUAGAAAUCAGCUGAAAUGAAUAUGUUACUUGAAAACUCAGGUUUUAAAAUUCACGUGAAUGCUUUCAUAUUAUUUUUCAAUUGUAAUAAAUAUUUAAUUAAAAAAUAUAAGAUACAGGUU